Messenger RNA from Brienomyrus brachyistius, 5090 nucleotides. RefSeq names its product E2F transcription factor 4 (gene e2f4). The record is from RefSeq and is a predicted model, not a curated record. Gene Ontology annotation, biological process: regulation of transcription by RNA polymerase II. The transcript has 11 exons. Gene Ontology annotation, cellular component: RNA polymerase II transcription regulator complex. Gene Ontology annotation, molecular function: RNA polymerase II cis-regulatory region sequence-specific DNA binding; protein dimerization activity; DNA-binding transcription factor activity, RNA polymerase II-specific. Bases 384 to 1571 code for a protein of 395 amino acids. NCBI's taxonomy places the organism in Eukaryota, Metazoa, Chordata, Actinopteri, Osteoglossiformes, Mormyridae.
CCAACAGUCUGUGACCCAUUCAGCUGAACUUCAUAAACAUCUGCUUCACUGAGUCUGCCUCUCUGCCAGCGCUCGUCACUAUAAAGCCGCUGCGAUCAAAAGGACAAACGUCAUUGACUGCGCUUUAAUCGUCGGAAAAGACCUCAUUGCCGGGUGGCUGCAGGCCGAAAGGAUUCAGGAGGCAGGUAGCCGGACCGGACCGAACUCGCCCCAUCUCCCUUAUUCGACCGGACAGCCAUACCGACUCCGGCACCGGACCGCGGCAGCCCGGGGGCUCCAGGCGGCUCAACGCCGGCGGCGGGGACCGCGUCUGUAAGGUCAGCAGCCAGGACUGCGUGCAGGGACAACAACGGACCGAGCAAGGCGGACCGGGCAGUGUGCUGAUGGAUGUGGACUUGGCCGGUACCGACCUGCGAGCCAUGGCCGAGUCUCUGCAGCCUCAAACUCCCAGCCGCCACGAGAAGAGCCUGGGGCUGCUCACCACCAAGUUCGUUACUUUGCUUCAGGAGGCGAAGGACGGAGUUCUCGACCUGAAAAUAGCUGCAGACACUCUGGCUGUCAGACAGAAGAGGCGCAUAUAUGACAUCACAAACGUGCUGGAAGGUAUCGGUCUCAUCGAGAAGAAAUCCAAGAACAGCAUUCAGUGGAAGGGUGUGGGUCCUGGCUGCAACACACGGGAGAUCACCGACAAGCUGAUCGACCUGAAGGCGGAGCUGGAGGAUCUCGACCGGCGGGAACUCGAGCUGGACCAGCAGAGGGUCUGGGUGCAGCAGAGCAUCAAGAACGUGACAGACGACACGCAGAACAGCAGGCAGGCAUAUGUUACCCACGAUGACAUCUGCGGCUGUUUUAAAGGUGACACACUCUUGGCCAUUCGUGCACCCCCAGGAACACAGCUGGAGGUGCCCAUACCAGAGGCUGUGAUGAAUGGACAGAAGAAGUACCAGAUCCACUUAAAGAGCACAUCUGGCCCCAUCGAGGUCUUACUGGUCAACAAGGACACAUCAGGCUCAGCUCCUGUGGUCCUGCCCGUCCCGCCUCCUGAGGAGAUGUUCCAGAGUCUUCCGACUAUAGCCACGCCAAAGCCGGCUACCCAGCCUGGGACACAGCAAGCUACGACCCCCCCCAGCAGCCACAGCCCAACCACAGCCUCUCCUGCAUCAACGGUCCCCCCCGCCAUGCCCGUCUCGGAACCUUCCGGAAACAGCACUUCCCUGGAUCCAGCUCCUGAAGUCACAGUAAUGGAUCAGACCCAGUCACUGGAGACGCAGCCCUUGCAGUCAUCCGCCUCUCUGGACAAUGGUUCGUCCAUCUCGGCGUCCGCGGAGGUUUUCGAGCCCAUCAAGUCUGACCCGUCGGAGUUGCUGGAUUUCCCGAAAGAGCUCUCGGAGAUGUUUGACCCCACGAAAGAGAUAAUGAGUGCUGAUCUUCUGGAGGAGCUCAUGGCUUCAGAAGUCUUCUCACCGUUGCUUCGCCUUUCCCCACCGCCGGGCGACCACGAUUACAUCUACAACCUCGAUGAAAGCGAAGGUCUCUGUGACCUUUUCGACGUCCCCGUUCUGAACCUCUGAUCACGAACUCGGCCAGGGGGGCAUUUGUGAAUAAGGAUUUAACCAAAAGUAAAGAGGAUAAUAUUUUUGACCUUUUUUUUUUUUUUUGAGGAACAAAGGAAGAAUUAAUCUAUUUUUGGAUUCCUGUUGUAUUAUAAGCUGAUCUAAUGAACGGACAUUUUUUUGUGUUUAGUUAUUUUGCAGUUUAUUAUUUUUCUUCCCUUUAAGACCCAUCAACUCAAACAGGAAGGCCUGGUAUCCGAGAUCCUGCCCACAGACACUCCUGGGACACAAAGUGAAUUACUUCCAGCUGCCAAGCUGUAAAUAUGAGAGCGAGGCCCCUGCAUGACCAAGAUGCCUUUUGUAAUCAGUCACGACCAUAUUUAAGGAAGGAACUGGGUUGAACGACGGCGGACAUGAUUUGCGACUUUUAAGGAGCUUUUAACACGCAGACUUAUUGGAGUGAGUUGGCAUAAGGAAGCGAGAGGCCAGAGCCUGCUGGAGUUUAAAGGAAGCGGAGGGGAAUGGAGAAGGCGAACCUGACAGAGCUGUGUGAGCUGCAGCGGCAUCGGCGGCAGCAGCCAAGCUGCAAUUCUGAGUCUCUCCAGGAGGGGUCACCAGAGCGCAGCCAGUGUAGCUGGCGGCUGCUGGCAGACCGGCACCAGCAGCUCGUCACCUGUCUCUGUAGCAUUUUUUUCUCCCCCCCCCUCCCCCCCAACCAAUGAUGUCACACCGUACCGUAUGUACCACAGCUCCGCCCCAGAUAUCCAUUUAUUCAUGUAGCUUCUUGAGACACAAAGUUUUAUUAAACUGCCACAUUACAAGGACCAUGGUCUGUAGAAAUAGGAAGGAGAUAUUUAGUUUAUAUAUACAUGCAUAAAUAUAUAUUUUGAAUAGGGUUGGGUGAGGGUAUAUCCUGUGUGCACUGGAGCAAAAAGCAUGAAGUGGCGAUUGUAAAAAAAUAUGGAACAACAAUGUCACUAUAUAUCUCUCUGUUUCUGCAGUCAUGUAUGCAGAAUGGAACCGUAAUGAGGCUGUACCUGUGAACAGAUUUACGUACUUUGGCUUUUCCAUAGUUCUGUAUUGCAGGCCAAAUUUAAUAGCAUUGGAGUUUCUUCCCCGGAAAUCACUGACCUUAUUCCUCUUUCUCCAGGGCUGAGUAGUAGGUGAGUGUGAAAGGGCUCUCGGCUACAACGAUGACUAGUCCUAUAUCAUAGACCACGGUCCAGAAUACUGCUACUACACUCUCCUGCAUGUCAUCGUAUACACACAAAUGAUCAGAGCUCUACAGUGCUCAUAUUUUGCUCCAUUUUUUCCCCACUUAUUUGGAGUCGAAAUUGAGAGAAUUCUGGAAUUUUGGAAUAAAAUAAUAUAAUAUAGCAUUUGCUGCAGUCCCAUGUUUUUUGGCCAUCCCUAAGGUGCCCGGAUGGUUAGACCUCUAGGUUUUACUGCAAACCGGAGCAAAGUACAGGCAGUGUGCAGCCCUGUGUUUUUGCGGAGAGAGACACUGGCUGAUUGAUACGAGGUGCCCUCGAACUCAGGUAAUGUCUUCUCUAGACACUUUGGCUGUAACUGCAUGUACAGUGCAUUUCCUCCAGUGAAAGAAAGUACAGUCAUAUUUACACACUGGCUGAAAGCAGGCUAUGCUGACAUCACGUGGAUGAUGUCAUAAACCAGUAAGCUAUUACAAUACUGUCAGAUUUUUUUUUCCUGUCUAUACAAUAGAAAGAGUGCAGACAUGCAGUAAAUACUUUGCACUUGUGCCUUUGCCAUAUAUUCCCAUUUUACUGCCUCAGAAAAUAAACCUUGCAUACUGCAGUUUUACAGCUACCCAGUUCUACUGCUCCUGUAGUAAUGACAUGCAUCUUCAGAUUUCUGUUCCUGAUUCUUCUCCGUUUAUGAUGUGGCUGUUAGCGGAGCUCUGGAGUUCCAGCCACCUCUACUCACUCUUCUGUUUUCCCCCCAAAGAAUAACUGGCUUCUGUAACACAUAUAAAAGGACUCUAUUGUGCAGUGUGCUAAAUGUGGUUGAAGGUAAUCAGAAUCCUGCACGUCCUUCAUAUUCUUACCUUCUGUAUUCCUGUUAUUCUUAGCACAUCAGGCUUUUGUCACAGUAACGCUGUUUUCGGGGGGGGGGAUGUGUAUAGGGAUGUGUGCGCUUGCAACAUAUGGUACAGCAGUCUUGUGGGAUGUCAGCUCCGGAAGGUUGUCAUGCUCAGCUUGGAUGCACAGACCAGCCUGCGCCCUCAGUUCUCUUGCUUUUCAGGUUCCCGUCCGAUGUCUCGCUUUAAUGUGAGAGGAGGGGCUGCAGUGCAUUCUUUUACUUCUUAAGGACUGGGGGGGGGCCUUGACAUGCCAGCCAGUACCUCUGCAGCUGGGUCUAACGAAAGUUCUGCGCAGCAUUCAUCCUUAACUUUCAUCUCUGGAGACUUUGUCUCGGAACAACUUUCACAACUGCGUAAAAAUGUUUACGCGCCAGGACAGCAUCACUGUGCUUGCUUUCCUUGUAGGAAGUAUCUUGUAAAUCAGUGUAUUUCAUUUGUAUUUUUUGUUUGCUUGCUGUUUACCUUGUUUUGUCGCGUUACUUAGACAUACCCAUGUGUAUUGAACUGAGAAUCAGCAUAGCGAUACACGUUCCUGAUUGACACACAAACCUUUUCAUAAGGUUGCCUGGACGCACUGUCGCUAUGAGGGAGGCCUUUGGACACAGCUCAGGGGUUCAGUACGGCUCGGGAGUGACUCUCUACUCAGUGUUGAGUUUAACUGCCACUUGCAUCAGGUAAUUUUGGGUCGUUCCUCUUUUAAAAAAAAUCAGCGUAACGUUACUUCUGUGUUUUCCCUCAUUGUUUGCCAUUCAAGUUUCUCUUUAACUACCAGGUUUUACAACACAAGUGUUGCUUGUUCCAUUGACUUUGUUUUUGCCUUCUGUGCGCGAGAGCAAUUUGUAUGAAUGCUUUUUAAAGUUGUCAUAGAACAGGCGAAAACUCCGGCUGUACUUCUGUUGGUGCCUGAGGAUCACAGCAGCCCUUUCCUGUGUGUCGUGGUUUCAUAAAUUCUCAGUCUCUUGGUGACUGACCAGAUACUCCUGUAUUAACCCAGAUAUGUUUUUAAGGUUCUGAGUCGCAUUUUUAAUGCGUUCUUCACAGGGCAGUGAUGCAUUUCCUUCUUGUUCAUACUAUUCAAAGAGCCUCUUCUGUUUUAUACAAGUAAACAUUUAUUUUUAUAUUUGUCAUAUAAAACAAAUGUUUCGAUAGUUGUUAUAUACAGUUUGAAAUUGUAUUGAUUCAGUUGUCUGUAUUGAACCAAGUCAUCUCAACAGCACUUUACAUCAGUACACCCGGUAAAACAGUUGCAUCUCCCAAAAUCGUUGGAAGGUGUUGGAUAUGUCCCUGAAACAUUCAUAUUCCAGGGAAGUAUUUCUGUAUUUUUCUAAACUUACAAUGUUUUUAGAACCUUUGAAUGAAAAGUAUGUAACAGACAGUUGUAGUUAUCCCUCUUCCCCAAAAGAAAACAAAAUAAAGAUUUUUAUAUGUUUUCCUAA